AUGGAGCUCGGUGGGACGCAGAGAAAGCUGCAAAAACUCUCCAAAGAGUUCGUUGUUCACUGCAGAAAAGACAUUUCGAAGAAGUGCGUACUGUUCCCAAAGUUGGUGCUGCAAUCAUUGAACGUUUGGCCGGAUAAUGAUGAUAUGAUUAAGAGAUGGUUAAUGGUCGUAGUGAUUGUGAGCUUGAAUUUGAUGUGCUUCGCACACAUCGCAUACCUAGCCAUCAACGUCACCGACAUAUCGAAGAUGACGUCCGCUUGUACGACAGUCGUCGUCGUCAUCGAAACUAUAGCUAAGUUGAUGACUAUGAUGAUGUAUAAGAAGCCUCUGAAUGCGAUUUUGACAAGUAUUUGGUUGGAUUUUUGGCCUUCUAAAGUAGCAUCGAAAUAUCGUCAAAAACAAAUCCAGAAUCGCAGUCGCUACGUUAUCACAGUAGGAGUUACUUUUCUGGUGAUGGCAUUCUUCUCCAAUGCUCAAUUCAUGGCAUUCCCAAUAGUAGCAAACACGGAUCAAUUACCUUUAGCCUCUUGGUACCCUUUCAACUUCAAAUCAACACCACAAUACCAGCUCAUGUACAUAUGGCAAUGGUUCAUGAACCAAGUGGUAAUAUCCACUCUGAGCGGCUUCGACGCCUUCUUCAACUCCCUGGUGAUGAUCUGCUCGACCCAAUUCCAAAUCCUUCAGGACGUCUUGGAGAACCUCUGCUGCGAGAGAGGAUGGAAGCAGCGAGCCGGAAUCGCGCAGAUGGGCAGACGCGACUCCGAAAUGGUUAAUUUGAUCACGUGCGUCGAGCACCAUUUGCUUUUAUUGGAGAUAUGCGCCUUGCUGGAAAAGAUCUUCUCCCACAUAGUUUUCCUUCAGUUUGUAGUCAGCACUUUGGCGAUGUGCGUUUCCUGCGUUGCUCUGAUCGCCGAUCCAUCUCUAUGGCAACACAUGCUUUCCUACUUGAUUGCGCACGUUUUCCAAUUUUUCAUUUACUGCUCCGUGGGUAACGAGCUUACGUAUCAGAGCGGGCAAAUCGCUGACGCGGCCUACUACUGCGACUGGCAUCUGUCACAGGACAUUGAUUUCCGGAAGGGAUUGAUGCUGAUGAUCCAGAGGGCUCAAAAACCGGUCAGCUUAACGGUGUCCGGUCGCAUGCAGCUCAGCUACGCCAACUUCAUAGCGACAGUUCACCUUUCCUUCUCGUUCUACACUCUGCUAAACACGUUCGUUUAAAACCCUAAUUAAUAUCCUGUUUUUCGCCCUUCUUGUUUUAGUAUUUUUAUGCUUGUU
Molecule: messenger RNA, 1275 nt
Organism: Nicrophorus vespilloides
Lineage: Eukaryota; Metazoa; Arthropoda; Insecta; Coleoptera; Silphidae
Product: odorant receptor 82a-like
Exons: 7
Coding region: 1-1218 (405 amino acids)
Biological process (GO): detection of chemical stimulus involved in sensory perception of smell; sensory perception of smell
Cellular component (GO): plasma membrane
Molecular function (GO): odorant binding; olfactory receptor activity
Source: RefSeq, a predicted model, not a curated record